AUGGGUCUUUAGUGUGCCAAACAAAAAGAGAAAUAACCGAUCAAAGCAAACGAAAUCAAAAAAUCGGAUAGCACUCCUUAAACUCUCAGCACUACAAAGGAAGCUAUUGAUUUUGUGGAGAGCCAAUCUUUAGCUAAUGUAAUGAGAACGAAGCCGAUCAAGGAAUAUUUAACGGAGUAGAUAGCCAAAAAUUAAAUCUAUGUUGAUUCAUGUGAUAUUUUGGCAGAAAGAAUUGAAGGCAAAUCUCAAUUGAUACUGAGAUCUUACAAUAACUACACUGAGAAGGCUUUAAAAAUUAAAUCAAAAGUGUUAGAAUAUUACAGAAACGAGUACACAAACUAUAUUAAUUCCAGAAAUGAUACUUCUGAAAAUAGGGAGUUUAUCAUCAAAGAAACAAUUCAAUUGCUUGUGGAAACAGCCAUCAUUCUAAAUUGUUUAAUGGAUAAAAACUUUGAUGAUGAGAAUGAACUGUGGUGGACAAAUGACUACUAUAGUGAUCGAAUUAAAGCUUUAUCUCUUUCUCCCGAUACUUCAGAAAAUACAGAUCCUAUCACAUCUCCAAUCUUACAAUAUUUAAAUGCUUUAAAAUCCAAAAUAGUCAAGGUGAUUCCCCUUCUACCAAUCUAACCUAAGUCAAUUGCAAACAGUGUAGCCAUUGCGAAUGUUCAUUUGACUUAGUUUUACAAAGAUCUAAAACUGGAAUUUGCAAAGGAUGUAGAAGAAGAAGUAAGCUGCUGA
Paramecium tetraurelia is the source of this 738-nucleotide messenger RNA. RefSeq lists its product as uncharacterized. Lineage: Eukaryota; Ciliophora; Oligohymenophorea; Peniculida; Parameciidae. The transcript is spliced from 2 exons. The record is from RefSeq and is a predicted model, not a curated record.